Messenger RNA from Sphaerulina musiva SO2202, 2093 nucleotides. RefSeq names its product FKBP_C-domain-containing protein. The transcript is spliced from 2 exons. The record is from RefSeq and is a predicted model, not a curated record. NCBI's taxonomy places the organism in Eukaryota, Fungi, Ascomycota, Dothideomycetes, Mycosphaerellales, Mycosphaerellaceae. Gene Ontology annotation, molecular function: peptidyl-prolyl cis-trans isomerase activity. The coding region runs from base 150 to 1685 and encodes 511 amino acids. Gene Ontology annotation, cellular component: membrane.
CGAACCUGAACUCAUUCAUCCCUUCUACCUCCCUCUCGUCCCCGACACUCAUAACCGCUUGCUCUGCUUCUUCCUGGACCUCACAUUCGUAGUGGGACAUGCGCCAACAACACGCCCGGUAAAGACAUAUCACUCCCCACAGCGCGACUAUGCGCCGCAAAGUCCUCCUCGGCGUCAUCGCCCUCGCCUUCUCCUCUCCCGCCUUCGCUGGCACCAAGUACCCUUCGGGACUGAUCGUCCAACAUCUCUCCGGCCCCGACCACUGCGAUCGCCCCACGCGCCCGCAAGAUACCAUCUCGGUGCACUACAAAGGCACCCUACAAUCCGAUGGCUCACUCUUCGACGAGAGCUACAAGCGCGGCAAGCCUUUUGAAUUCACCAUCGGAGCCGGUCAGGUCAUCAAAGGAUGGGACGAGGGACUGCUAGGGAUGUGCGCGGGCGAGAAGAGGAAGCUGACUAUCCCGCCUGAGAUGGGUUAUGGAAGUCAUGGCGCAGGAGGCGGCAAGAUACCAGGAGGCGCAACCCUCAUAUUCGAGACGGAGCUGCUGAAGAUUGUCCACGAGAGUACUCUGCCGCCUACCACAUCUCUGCCUACAGGAGAGCCCUUCCCUGAUGAUGCUGAUACCAAGCCCGCCUCGCCCGCCAGCAUGGACGAGGCAGACACACUGCCCGAUCCUCUGAUGGCGGUUCAUGAUAAGGAAAAGGGCAAGGGCAAGGGUAAUGGAGGUGGAGGAGCCCCGACUGAUGGCCCUCCCGAGGAAGCGCAUUGCAAUCUUCUGGGCAAAUUCGCCCUUUUCGUACAGGGCGCUCUCGGUGCCCUGGCCGUACUCACCCUGGUCUUCAAGCGGUGGCGAGAAACGCACAAACGACCCUGGAAAAUCUUCUUGUUCGAUGUGAGCAAGCAGUUGCUGGGUUCCAUGCUCACCCACGGCCUCAACUUGCUCAUGAGCACCAUGGGCGCCGUGGAUGUGGCUAAUGCAGCUGCUACUGUGGCCACUACCAUAGAUUCUGCCGACGAUGAUGGCAAAAGGCCCAACCCGUGCUCAUUCUACCUGCUGAACCUUGGCAUUGAUACCACCCUUGGUGUGCCUGUGCUCUAUUUCCUCCUCAAAAUCCUCCACGCCGCCUUCCUUCGCACCCCCUUGGCGAAUCCUCCCGAGUCCAUCAAGUCAGGAAACUAUGAUAGCCCCCCACGCAUUACCUGGUACCUCAAGCAGCUCCUCAUCUACUGCAUCGGCCUCAGUCUGAUGAAACUCUGCGUCUUCUUCCUCUUCCUCGCCAUGCCCUUUUUGCCUUGGAUAGGCGAUUGGGCUCUGCGCUGGACAGAAGGUAACGAAGCUCUGCAGAUUGUGUUUACCAUGUUCUUGUUCCCACUCGCCAUGAAUGCUUUACAGUACUGGAUCAUUGACAGUUUCAUCAUGGACAAGAAGAAUGCCGCGGACACGGAGCAGAAAUACAGCCGUGUUGACGACGACGAAGAAGACGGAGGCGUUGACGAGAGGAGUCGCUUGACUCAUGUCGAUGAUGAAGAUGAUGAGCAGGUGACGGGGAAGGACAGCGGAGUGGUCCAGACUGAGAUCGCGUAUGACGCGCCAUUGAAGGAGAUGAAUCCUACGCCCAUACCCAUCGAGGAGGAUGACGAUGAGGGAAAAGCUGGGUCUAGUCGACGCAGUUCGCCCCGAUGACAUGGUCCGCCAGGUGUCGUGACUAGAGUCUCUUGUGCAAGGCGUUGGGGAAUUGGGACAUUUUUGGAUUACAUGUGCGCCGGAUAUGACUGAACGACAGCACCAUUAUUUUUUCGGGCAUCUCGCGAAGAAGACAUGAAAUACAGAUUAUUCUGAGAUGCAGCUUUCGCUAUAGAAGUUCGCUCCAAGUCUCGCGUAUUGGAGCUCAUGCCUGCCUAGGUUAAGAAGUGAAAAGAAAGAGAAAAACAAUCCAUCAUUUCACUUGAGAUCGGAGCUCGACUUGUGCAAAUCAUUCAUCGUCAUUCAUCAUUUCAUCAACUCUGAGCCAGUCUUGCAUACCUGAUCUUUCUAUCAUGAACAGAACAGGACAAAACAGGAACGAACGCUGUCAAAUGAAUCUACUUCUUC